Molecule: messenger RNA, 1297 nt
Organism: Helianthus annuus (common sunflower)
Lineage: Eukaryota; Viridiplantae; Streptophyta; Magnoliopsida; Asterales; Asteraceae
Product: GDSL esterase/lipase At2g19010-like
Exons: 5
Coding region: 23-1144 (373 amino acids)
Molecular function (GO): hydrolase activity, acting on ester bonds
Source: RefSeq, a predicted model, not a curated record
AUUGCUCACCUAUCCACCCUUUAUGUUUCAUGCAUUAUGCAUUGUAAAACAACAUUCCUCUUCUCGUACCUCAACAAAAAUAUAUUUUCUUCAAAUAAACAUGGUUGAUUGUUAUAUCAUUGCAUUGUUUAUGCAUUUUGGAGUAUUGGUAGUCUUCGGCAAACCACAAGUCCCAUGUUACUACAUAUUUGGAGAUUCAUUGGUCGAUAGCGGCAAUAACAAUGAACUUGUGACUGAAGCUAAAGCCAAUUACCUACCUUACGGCAUUGAUUUCCCACAGGGUGUUACGGGCAGAUUCACCAACGGUCGAACCAUGGCAGACCAAAUAGGUGAACUUCUAGAUCUCGAUGAGUUUAUUCCAACAUAUUCCUCUGCAACCGAUGCACAGAUAAGUAAAGGUGUUAACUAUGCUAGUGGUGGAGCUGGCAUUCUAUGCGAAACUGGAAGUCAUCUGGGCGAUCGAAUAAGUUUAGAGAGGCAAUUAAAUAAUCACAAUGAAAUAGUUUUACGACUAUUUCGCUUACAAGAAAACACGAAUGAAUACCUUCGCAAGUGCCUUUAUCUAUUCAAUAUCGGAAGCAACGAUUACAUCAACAACUACUUAAGGUCGACUCUUUACAACUCGAGCCAUAAAUACACACCAGAUCAGUUUGCAUCAUUCCUUGUACAACAAUACUCUCAACAUCUAAAGAGAUUGUACACAUUGGGAGGUCGGAAGAUUGUUGUGUUUGGUCUUGCUCCAAUAGGGUGCACCCCAGCUGUGAUAAAUAUUUUUGGCACUAAAGGAAAGCUAUGUGUUGAGUCAAUAAAUGACUUGGUUAAACAAUUUAAUGACAAACUUAAGCCUCUUGUCGAUGGGAUAAACUAUGAUACAGUAGAUGCAAAGUUCACAUUUAUCAAUGUUACACACAUUUCAUCAUUACAACAUGCUUUGCCAGGGCCAAAGCUUCCUUGUUGUGAAGUGAUGGUAGAUGGACAAUGUGCUCACACUGCAACCACUUGCCCUUUUCGUGCGUUGGCUAUUUAUUAUGAUGGUAUACAUCCUACAGAAAUGGCCCACAAUGUCAUUGCAACGUCUUCGUAUAUUGCGCUUUCACCGAUGGAUGCUUCCCCAUACGAUAUUAGUAACUUGGUUCGACUUUAACAUCUAGAACGAUUACGCAAAAUUUUGGUGCUUUAUUAGCACAAUAGCAAACAAGUAAGAAUGAUUAAGUGAACAAAUUGUUCCUACAUUUUCUAAGAUACAAAAGAUGUUGUACUCGACAAGAAUUUGUGAAACGGAUAAAUUGCUAAAAAU